AUGACCACCCAGCCUCCACCCUGGAGCCGGCCAGGAGGAAGAGAUCACGAUGACCCUUUGCCGCCCCCGCGCUCGGUCAUUGCGAAUAUUCCAAAGUUCCACCUGCACGGCUGGGAAAACUGCGGCAACCACCGCUACGACACCACCCACGGCCACCUUGCAAGGAUGCUCGCCCGCAACGGCAGGAGGGACGGCAGGGUCUGGACGCUGCCCUGCGGUGACUGUGGCAUCCGUGUUGCCCUCAAUGAGCUGCAUGACCUUCCCUGCGGCCACAUGCUCUGCCGGGAAUGCCUGCUGGUGGCCGGCCUCAGGGUCGGGAUGAAGAUCGAGAUGAACCAUGUGCGGAUCCGGGAGGCGCGCCUCGAGAUGCAAGAAAUCGACCGCCGCCUCUACCUGGAGCCCCGCAUGGGCCCGCUGCAAAAGGAUAUGCUCCAGCGGCGGUACUCGCUGCUGCGCCGGACCGUCCUCGACUUAGCCGCCCUCACGUGCUGCGGCCACAACACCAAGCUGGACCGUCUGCUGCCCUGCAUGACCCCGGUCAUCUCGCGCGACCUGUGGCUUGCCAUCAACUGGAUCUGUAACUCGCCCGACUCGCAGCGGUCGUGUGCCUGGCCCGACUGCGGCGCCUACUUGCCCGCCUGCUGCAGGGGGCAGCCCGCGCUGACGCCCGCAAGAUAA
This is a messenger RNA of Thermothielavioides terrestris NRRL 8126, 678 nucleotides long. RefSeq lists its product as uncharacterized. The record is from RefSeq and is a predicted model, not a curated record. Lineage: Eukaryota; Fungi; Ascomycota; Sordariomycetes; Sordariales; Chaetomiaceae. The coding region runs from base 1 to 678 and encodes 225 amino acids. The transcript has 2 exons.